Messenger RNA from Panonychus citri (citrus red mite), 2708 nucleotides. Its product is annotated as zwei Ig domain protein zig-3-like. NCBI's taxonomy places the organism in Eukaryota, Metazoa, Arthropoda, Arachnida, Trombidiformes, Tetranychidae. The record is from RefSeq and is a predicted model, not a curated record. The transcript has 4 exons. Bases 671 to 1477 code for a protein of 268 amino acids.
CGCAAUCAUCUCUCUCAAUCAUCCAUCUCUCUAUCUUCUGAUAUUACUUCAUCUCUCUUAUAAACCGGCCUCUCUCUUGCUCCCUUUAAUCCACGUGGUUUUGAUGAAUUUUCUAUCAUCAUCACCAUCACCUUUUUCUCUCUCUCUCUCUCUCCCUAUCUAUCUUCAUCUUUCUUCUCUCUUUCUCUCCUUCUCCCUCUCUUCUUUCUCCCUUCCCCUAGGGAUGUUUAAAGGGAGAUGAUUUCUCGCAAACGGAAUCACUUUGACGAUUCUCUUCAACCUGUAAGCAUUAUCACAUAUUAAUUUUUUGUUUUAAUUUUUUAUUCACCUCUUUAUCUUUCCAUUGCUCAAUUUGUUUGCUUUCUCAGCAAAUUUGUUAAAGUCUAUUGACCGUUAACCGUUAAUUGUUUCACUUUUAACCUGUUGAUAAAGUUUGAAGAAAAAAAAUCUAUUGAUUUUUUCCCUCUUUUAUCUCGCCUUUUUCUGUUGAUUUAUUUUCAAACGUUGAUCAUUUUUUGACUUAGUGACUGGACUUUUAAACAACUUUCUAAUCUUCUGCUUCUAUUACCUGGACUUCUCUUAUCCACUAAAACUGUUUAUCUCUUUGACACACAUAUUAUUGUGAUUCAAGUUCACUCAACAUACAAAAAAACGAACAAGUCAACUAACAAUGUUUAUCGGAUUAUUAGUAUUAAUAGUGAUAAGUUUAGCAUCCGCUAAACCUUUCAACCCAAAAUUGGAUUCAACAUCAUCUUCGGAAACUCGUCCAAAACAUGUCGCUAAAAACCGUCGUGAGCCUUAUGUACGUUGGCAGCAUGAGCCUGCAAGUAAUUUAAUCCUAAUUGCUGGUCAGAGACACACAAUUGAAUGCGAAGCUGCUGGAAGUCCUCCACCCAAAAUACAUUGGCUUAAAAAUGGACGUCGAAUUGAUCAGAGUGGUCAAGCUAUUUAUGGUAACUCUGAAAUAGUUGAUUCAUCUGAAAGUCCAGAACUUGGAUUAAGUUUAACUAAAUCUAAGCUUAGUUUGGGUUGUGUUAAACCAGAGGAUACUGGAUUGUACACUUGUGUUGCUGAAAAUAAUCAUGAAAAAAUCGCUGCUGAAAGUCAGAUUAAGGUAUUACCUUCAAUAGAAUCGUCACCUUUUUCAUCAUACACCGAGUGUUCCCUACACGAAUCAAAGAAACCAUCAAUUUCUAUGUGGACACAUACACGUCUAGAGAAAUUAGAUUUUCCCGUUAUUCUUUACUGUCGAACCGAUGGUAGAACAGAUUCUUCAAUCAAAUGGAUUAACUCAGAUGGUAGAGAAUUAAAUGCAUUCACAGCUGACGGUAAAUACGAUCUUCUUUCAACUGGUGAUUUAUUAAUACGAAAAGUAUCUUGGGAUGAUAUGGGAAGUUAUUUUUGUGUCGCUGAAAAUCAAUAUGGCCAAGAUAAAAUCGAGUCAUUCUUAUAUCCAGCACAGCCUGAUAAACAAUGACAUUAGCUAUUAGAUUAAUUUAGGUUUUUAUUUAAUUUGAUUAAUUUGAAUGAAGUCAAUCUCUCUUUAUCUCACUCAAGCUUUCCCUAUAUAUUAAAUGAAAUAUAUGUUAUAUUUAUCGUAAACAAAAAAAGCUAAAGGAGAAACAACCACAUCCAAAGAGGAUUAAAGCUCGGAAAUGAACAUUGAAAAAGUUUACUUACAUCAUUCAUGCACCAAACAUUUCUAUCUCUCUCAGUCCAACAACUCUCACCAUGGUGCAUAAAUUAACACAGAUUGAUUAGCAAAGAUCAAAACCAAUUAACCACCGACGUCAACUGUGUAAUUCAAAAAAACACUGAUUGUGUGAUUUUACAUCUUUUUCCAGUUUUAAUCAUCAUCAUUACCCCUCCUUGUUUUUUUCGAAUAUCUUUAUCUCUUCUCUUUUUACAUCCAAUCCAUUUUAUUUAUUAUUCUAUCAUCUUAAUCAUUUCACACUCACUUGUUCUAUUUUUCUCUCUUUACACAACCAAUACUUAAUUGCCAUCUAUUUUUAUUUUUAAUUGUAAUCCAAAGCUAUCAACUUUUUUGCUUGUUUUCCCUCCUAUUUUUUUGCUGUAACUUUGCAGCUUCAAUGCUAUUGCUGCUCUCUCUCUCUCUCUCUCUCUCUCUCUCUCUCUCUCUCUCUCUCUCUACUUGAUAAACUCUCAAAACUCUGAGAUAUAUCAUGCUAUUAAUUUCCCAAAGUUGAAGUUUUGUCACAUCAUUCUAACUGUUGAAUUACCUAAAUUAAUUGUUCUUUGCUUUUCCCCUUUAUCUCAAAAUUGUGAACUUAUCCCUCUAACUCUUUUGUUAAUCAACAAUAAUCAACUUUAAUCUCAAUGUGUUUUGCCAAAACCGCCAAGGACGCACAAUAGAUCCAUAAAAUAUUAUAAUCGCAUCAUGUAUUCAUAACUUAACAACUGAUCCGAUGAUAAUCAAAUCACCAUGUGAAUCUAAUUCACUUUAAAAGAAACUUUCAUGUUUUGGUGAUGGUGCUAUUACCAAAGCCGAAAGUGGUAAUAAUAAUAUUUGGAACAACCUGGAAUAUGUCAAAAACAACGAGAAAAACAAAGUGUUGAAAAGAAAUGAAGAAAAAAAAUUAACACCAUAAUAUCAAUUUUAAGAUUGAUUAUCAAAUUAAUCAAAUGAAACUCAGCGAAAUGGCCAAAUAAUUAACUUUAAUUAAAAAUAAACAAUAUAUCAAACCCUA